AUGGAGCGUCACAGACUCUUCGUCUUCGUUUUCCUCUGGUUGUCCCUCUCCAGUCUGCGGCUCAGUCUCUGUUGGCACGACCUGGACAACAGUGAGUUCGACUGUUGGCCUCUGGUCCAACCCGACGAGUUCAACAUGAUCCAGUGCGGAGGUCUGGAGAUGGCGUGGAUAGUGCGCCCCCCGGAGACGGUGAAGAGCGGAGAAGUGUUCAGUGUCACGUACUCAGUCACUGCCCACGACCACUUCUAUCAGUGGGCCGUGGACAACAAGAUAUUUACACACAGUUCUAUCGUAGACGCACAGUCGGCUCGGAGCUUCUGUGAAAAUCUGGACUGUCCUUCAAACUGGAAAGACGCCAACGGAGAAAACUGCUGCAUCCACCACGCCAAUAUACACUCAUGUCCUAUGACAUACAUGACUGAGAGCAUUUGUGGGCCUUGGAUUCCUGACGAUGGGAAGAUCUUCACUCACACCAUCUCCACCACGGGGAAAAUGACCCAAACCAACUGGACCUCCAAGGUGGUUUUGUUCCACCCGGGCCUCACGUCUCUGAUCGCGCACAUCCGGGUGGGUCACAUGCAGGUGGCGCUAGAGUCCAAGAGCACCGUCCUGCCCGCCGUCAUCUGCGGAGACGGCGUUUGCGAGGAGGCGGAGCUCUGUCGCACCUGUCCCGCCGACUGUGGGGAGUGUCCCAUGAGCACGGGCGCCAAAGUGGGCAUCGCUCUGCCGCUGGGCAUCCUCUGCACCUGCUGCGCCUUCCUCUGCACCUGGCUCUGGUAUCAGAAACAGAAGCUGCUUUGGGACGAGAGCUGGAUUAUCGACUACUCCAAAAUCGAAAAAGACCAGCGCGGCCGUGUGACCAUGGGCAGUAUUGCGAGUGCUCCUCUGGGGAACAGUGAGAGUAACAGCAGCUGUGUGACGGCUCUGAGCUGCUGCACCGGAGGAGCCAAGAGGACGACGUUCAUCUGCACCGGGAUCUACGACGGCCGAACUGUCGCGAUAAAGAAAAUCCACACAAAGACGUUCUCUCUGUCCAAAACCAUCAGACAGGAAGUGAAACAAGUCAGGGAGCUGGAUCACCCAAACCUGUGUAAGUUCAUCGGGGGGUGCGUGGAGGCGCCCAACGUCGCCAUCGUGACGGAGUACUGCCCCAAAGGAAGUCUGAACGACGUGCUGCUCAACGACGAGAUCCCGCUCAACUGGGGAUUCAGGUUUUCUUUCGCGAUGGACAUUGCUAGAGGAAUGUCGUACCUCCAUCAGCACCGGAUCUGCCACGGACGCCUCAAAUCACUCAACUGUGUCCUGGACGACCGCUGGGUUUGUAAGAUCACAGAUUUUGGUCUGAACACAUUUCGUCGCCAUGAUGGAGCGGAGCCGGUGUCGUUUUACCAGCAGAGACUGAUGGAGGUGUAUCUGCCUCCCGAGUUUCAGAACUCGAGUCUGGAGCCCACUCAGCCGGGAGACGUCUUCUGUUACUCCAUCAUUUUGCUGGAGAUUGUGACUCGCAGUGAUCCGGUCCCUGCAGAGGAGUCGAACCUGGAGACAUCCUGGUGUCUCCCGUUGCCUGAACUGAUCCGAAGCAAAACAGACAACUCCUGCCCCUGUCCCAGCGACUACGUGGAGCUGAUCCGCAGGUGCCGUUCGAAUAAUCCCGCGCAGAGACCUACGUUUGAGCAGAUCAAGAAGUUUGUCCAUCGGAUCAAUCCCGUCAAAGGCAGCCCCGUCGAUAUGAUGAUGAACCUGAUGGAGAAGUACAGUAAACACCUGGAGGUCCUGGUUGCAGAGCGAACUCAGGAUCUGAUGCACGAGAAGCAGAAAACCGACCGUUUGCUCUACAGCAUGCUCCCGAGACAAGUGGCUGAUGAUCUGCGACAGGGGAUCACCACUCAGGCCCAGAGCUACGCCAGCGCCACCGUGUUCUUCAGUGACAUCGUGGGCUUCACGCAGCUCUCCAGCAGCAGUACUCCGUAUCAGGUGGUGGAUCUCCUCAACAAACUCUACACCACCUUCGACGACAUCAUCGACAACUACGACGUGUACAAGGUGGAGACAAUCGGCGACGCAUACAUGGUGGUGUCUGGCGUGCCCAAAGAGAACGGGAUCCUUCAUGCUUCAGAAAUCGCUAGUAUGGCCCUGGACCUGGUGUCAGUCUGUAAGAGCUUCAGGAUCCCACACAAACCCAACAUGCAGCUGCAGAUCAGAGCUGGGAUACACUCAGGUCCCGUCGUGGCUGGAAUUGUCGGGACCAAAAUGCCUCGUUACUGUUUGUUUGGAGACACAGUGAACACGGCGUCUCGGAUGGAGUCCACCAGCCUGGCGCUGAAGAUCCAGUGCAGCUCUAGCGCCUUCUACCUGUUGGAGGAGGUCGACGGGUACGUGCUGGAGUGUAGAGGGACGCUGCAGGUCAAGGGUAAAGGCGACAUGGUGACGUACUGGCUCGAGGGAAAGAAGUCGGGUUUGGGAAGAAAGGAAGUGAACGUCGAGGCCAAAACAACCAAACUGGUCACCAUGGAUUCUGGAGUGGUUACUACGGAUACGGAGGCGGAGACAGAGAUGUACCGCUCGCUACCGGGAACGCUCAACCAAGACCUCCUCACCAUGGAAUAA
Periophthalmus magnuspinnatus is the source of this 2607-nucleotide messenger RNA. Its product is annotated as atrial natriuretic peptide receptor 2-like. The transcript has 23 exons. Lineage: Eukaryota; Metazoa; Chordata; Actinopteri; Gobiiformes; Gobiidae. The coding region runs from base 1 to 2607 and encodes 868 amino acids. The record is from RefSeq and is a predicted model, not a curated record. Gene Ontology annotation, biological process: receptor guanylyl cyclase signaling pathway; cGMP biosynthetic process; protein phosphorylation. Gene Ontology annotation, molecular function: protein kinase activity; peptide receptor activity; guanylate cyclase activity.